Messenger RNA from Aspergillus lentulus, 990 nucleotides. RefSeq names its product putative integral membrane protein Pth11-like. The record is from RefSeq and is a predicted model, not a curated record. NCBI's taxonomy places the organism in Eukaryota, Fungi, Ascomycota, Eurotiomycetes, Eurotiales, Aspergillaceae.
AUGUCACUCGAUCAGGUGUCCGGCAAUGGCACUCAAGGUGACUUUGAGCAUCCGAAUCAGAAUCUGCGUCGCGGUAUUAUCAUUGCGCUGUACUUCGCCUUCAUCCUAUCCACAGCGGCCGUUGUCUUGCGCCUGGUGGCAAGAAAGAUCAAUGGAACGAGGUUGUACCUCGAUGAUUAUCUGAUUAUCGUGGCCUUGUUGUUCAAAUAUGGGUGCUCAAUAGGAGUGACCAUUCUCCUGUUCAAUGGCUUAGGAUCGCAUAUAGACAUGAUUCCUGAGAAGAACCUGGAAGUUUACUUUCAAAUCGGAUGGUCCAACUCCUUCGUGUACACCGCAUGUAUCCUCUUCAUCAAGCUCUCGAUUCUCGCCUUAUACAAACGGCUCUUUUCCGUUCCUCGCAUGAUUAUCGUCGCCAAUGCUAUCGCGGCGUUUGUCAUCCUCUGGGCUCUAGGUAUAUUCCUGGUCGGUGCCUUGAUGUGCUUGCCGGUCCAGAAGUUCUGGAAGCCUUCGAUCGAGGGAUCGUGCAUCGACUCAGCCAGUUUCUAUUACGGACAGCAGAUUCCUAAUAUUUUGACGGACUUGGUUAUUCUCAUUAUGCCAUUGAAGAUUGUUUGGGCUCUACCAAUCUCAAAGACGCAGAGACUUUUGCUUUCCGGAGUCUUUAUGGUUGGAGGACUGACACUGAUCUUCGAUAUUGUGCGAUUGGUCGCUAUGAUUGAGUUCACGAAGGCUGGGCCCGAUUUUACCUACAACCAAAUUCCUGUCGUUGUCUGGACAUGCAUCGAAGCAGCGGUAGGCAUCACAGCGGCGUGUCUUCCCAACCUGAAGCCUCUAUUCAAAAUCGCCCACCGUCAAUUUUGGUCUCGGAUCGGAUCGCAGUCCAAGGAGGAGAAUUCCAGAAGAUCCCACGGGCUGUCGGAUGCUACUACCCUUUACGCUUAUGCCACUCAGACUCAGUACAGUCAUCACACUGAAUGCACUAAAGCAUAA